Messenger RNA from Anastrepha ludens (Mexican fruit fly), 1462 nucleotides. Its product is annotated as putative leucine-rich repeat-containing protein DDB_G0290503. NCBI's taxonomy places the organism in Eukaryota, Metazoa, Arthropoda, Insecta, Diptera, Tephritidae. The record is from RefSeq and is a predicted model, not a curated record. The transcript is spliced from 10 exons. Bases 36 to 1313 code for a protein of 425 amino acids.
CGCUUUUCCAAACUUUUUUAUUUGCAUGCACCAGAAUGCCGCAUGGUAAAAAUGAUGUUGCGGCAUUGGACGAGUAUCUGCAUUUAGCGGAAAUCAAGACUACCUGUGAAAAUUUAAUCAGUCAAACACAAACUGACUUGGAGCUUUUUAAGAAUGAGCAACAUCAAUUAAGAAACAAAAUCGAGGAAAUAUUGGUUGAGAAUCAAACAAUAAACACUAAACUGGACGUUCUUAAAACAAACACUAAUAAAAUAACGGAGGACUCCAGAGAUGAUGCCACGAGGGAAAGAUUUACGAACGACGCGUUAUUGAAUGUUAAAAAGCAAAUUGACUCUUUAGAAACGGAAAACCGUGAAUUGCGAUCACUAAAUGAUAUCUCACAAAAAACAAUACAAAAUCUCAAAAAUGAAAUACAAAAUUAUAGAAAUCAUUUAUGCAAAUCAAGCAACGUUACUGAGAUCAAGCAAAAAUAUUACACUACCAUGAAAUUGCUCGAAAGUACCAUCCAAACACAAGAUACCGAAAUUAAAAAACAAUCUCGAAUCAUCGAAAAACUAUUACAGCAAAAGAAACAGCUGAACGAUCACAUUGAAAACCUCGAAAAAACUUUGGAAGAAAAAGCGCGCUCUUUAAGUAAUGAAGUUACCACUGCCACAAUAGAAAAACUCAAAGCCAAACUUAAUGAAUCAACACGUCAAACGAAGGAAUUACAAAUAUCACUAAAAAUGGCAAAAAGUGCAAUUGAAGAACGCUACGAGCGGGAAAAAUGUGCCCUGCAAAAGGUGCAAGAAGCCUUGUCGAUCGCUGAAGCAGCAGUGGCAGAUAAAGAAGAUGCACAGAAGCGGGAGCAAGUUGUCAAAGAGGAAUGCGAUAAUUUGGCAUCUACCAUUGGUCAAGUGAUGGACGAAGCGGCGAAAAAGGUAGAAAAGGAUAUGGAAGACUUGCGUAGGAAAUUUUGUGAAAAAGAGCGCUUCCUAUUAGAAACCCAAAUGCAGAUGAAGGAGGAAAUCCAACAGCAGAAGAAAAUAAAUCAAAUUCUGGAGACACGCUGCAAUAGGCUCCAGCAAAAACACAAAUCCAGUAUGGAGGAGAUCGAAAUACUAACGCAACAAUUGGAGAGUGCUGUUAAAGCGUUGGAUGAAAUGGAGGUGAAAAUAAGCAACCAAGAUUGUUUACUCAAAGAACAAAAAUUAUUAAUGAGACGUGCUGAGGAAACUGAGCAAGAAAUACAACAUUAUGUUCAAACAAAUCGGAAACUGAAAGAAAAGUACCGAAAUGCACUGUCUGAUUUAAUAAACAAAAUUGAAAUUUAAAUCUAUAUCUACAAACUCAAAAUGCGAAACUUAAGGCUGAAAAUCAGGAUAUUUAAUCAUAAAAGCACCGACGAUGAUUAAUAUAAGUACCACUCACCUAACACCCCUCCCCCUCUGGACCCAACCCGUCGAAACAGCAUGUUUCCUGA